Molecule: messenger RNA, 1218 nt
Organism: Fusarium poae
Lineage: Eukaryota; Fungi; Ascomycota; Sordariomycetes; Hypocreales; Nectriaceae
Exons: 1
Coding region: 1-1218 (405 amino acids)
Biological process (GO): polyphosphate catabolic process
Cellular component (GO): cytoplasm
Molecular function (GO): phosphatase activity; endopolyphosphatase activity
Source: RefSeq, a predicted model, not a curated record
AUGUCAACUCGAGACGUGACAGAAGGGCUGUCCAGCCUGCAACUGUCCUCAUCGGAUCCCGCCAUAGCCUGGCAUCGCUUGAAAACUCAAGUCCAGGAUGUCGAGCUCACAGGAAGACUCAUUAUUGUUGGCGAUGUACACGGCCAUCUUGCCGAGUUAAAGAACUUGUUACAAAAAGUCUCCUAUGACAAAAAGAAUGGCGACCAGCUCAUUUUCGUCGGCGAUUUGAUCAACAAAGGCGCUGAUAGCCCCGGCGUCGUGCAGCUGGCGAUGGAUUACGAUGCCCUCGCGAUACGAGGGAAUAACGAAGACCGUGUUCUCGCUGCCUACAGCGCAAUCAAACGAGGCCAAGACUCGAAGCUCAUCGGGAAAUGGAAGCAAUUGGCUUCAGAGGCUGAAGAGAGUCAGAAAGUCGAAAAUAAUGGCAGUGAUCAACCAGCUGCUGCUGCGCCCAAAGAUGACCUCAGAUCGGUGCCACGAGAAGACUUGAAGCCUUAUAUGGCUGAAAGUGACUUUACAACCGCCGCCAACCUGUCUGAAAAGCAUAUCACAUGGCUGGCUUCUCGGCCAUUGAUCCUGCGCAUAAAGCUACCGAGCGAAGAUACAAAGCCGCCUUGGAAUGCUGGAACCCUCAUUGUCGCGCACGGCGGUGUGGUUCCUCAUGUUACUCUGGAAGAACAAGAUCCAUGGGCAGUCAUGAACAUGCGCAGCCUCGUUUAUCCCGAUGCUAAAGGCAGUAUAUCCGAAGCUGUCAAGGCUGAUAUAAUCAAGGGAGCCAAGAGCCGUGUGAGAAGAUUCGCAGCUUUCCAAGAAGCUUCAGACGAAGAGAUCCAAGUCGAGCUGGCCAAGUUCGCUGAUGUCGUCAAAGACGGGGAAGGCUUCAGUGGAGAGCAGAAAGAAGGCGUGGUUGGAUUUCCUCUUGAAUGUCGCGAUGCCGAUUGGUGGAUUGAUGCCUGGAACCGAUGGCAGAAUUCUAUUGAGGAUCACGAGCAGCGAAGUAUUGUUGUCUAUGGACAUGAUGCUAGAGUUGGACUGCAAGUCGGCGCUGAAGACUCCCAAGUUGCAAGAUAUACCUUUGGUCUCGAUUCUGGCUGUGCAUAUGAAAGAAAUUUGACAGCUAUGGUUGUUGACAAGAGUGCGAAUGGCGGGUUAUCCCAUGAGAUAAUCCAAGUCGAUGCUGUUAAGAAGGCUGAAGACAAGCCAGAGGGGUCAUUUUGA